Molecule: messenger RNA, 948 nt
Organism: Sorex fumeus (smoky shrew)
Lineage: Eukaryota; Metazoa; Chordata; Mammalia; Eulipotyphla; Soricidae
Product: olfactory receptor 508-like
Exons: 1
Coding region: 1-948 (315 amino acids)
Biological process (GO): sensory perception of smell; G protein-coupled receptor signaling pathway
Cellular component (GO): membrane
Molecular function (GO): odorant binding; olfactory receptor activity; G protein-coupled receptor activity
Source: RefSeq, a predicted model, not a curated record
AUGGAGAUCAGAAACUACACAACUGCGACAGAAUUUGUUAUUCUGGGGCUAACAGAGGACUCUACAGUUUCUACCAUUUUAUUUAUUCUUUUUCUAGGAAUCUAUGGGGUCACUUUAAUAGGCAAUGUCAGCAUAAUUCUGCUAAUCAGAAACAGCCCCCAAUUGCAUACCCCUAUGUACCUUUUCCUCUGCCACUUGGCCUUUGUAGACAUCGGGUACUCCACUUCAGUCACACCUGUCAUGCUUGCGGGUUUCCUCAGGGAAAAAACGACCAUUCCUGUUGCUGGUUGUGUGUCCCAGCUCUGUUCUGUGGUCACAUUUGGGACAGCGGAGUGCUUCUUCCUCGCUGCCAUGGCCUAUGAUCGCUAUGUAGCCAUCUGCUCACCCCUUCUCUACUCCACCCACAUGUCCCCCAGGAUCUGCAUUCUUUUGGUGGGAACAUCCUACUUAGGUGGGUGUGUGAAUGCUUGGACAUUUACUGCUUGUUUACUAAGGCUGUCCUUCUGUGGACCAAAUAAAGUUAAUCACUUUUUCUGUGACUAUUCUCCACUUUUGAAGCUUUCUUGUUCCCACGAUUUUGCUUCUGAAAUCAUCCCUGCCAUCUCUUCUGGUUCCAUCAUUGUGGUCACUGUACUCAUCAUUGCUCUCUCUUAUGUCUACAUCCUUAUCUCCAUCCUGAAGAUGCGCUCUUCUGAGGGGCGGCACAAAGCCUUCUCCACAUGUACCUCCCACCUCACAGCAGUCACGCUGUUCUAUGGGACCAUCACAUUCAUUUAUGUGAUGCCCAAGUCCAGCUACUCAACUGAACAAAACAAGGUGGUGUCCGUGUUCUAUACAGUUGUGAUCCCCAUGUUGAAUCCCCUCAUCUACAGCUUAAGGAACAAGGAGGUUAAAGAGGCCAUGAGGAAACUGAUGGCUAGACACAUUGUUGAUCAUAAAAUAAUCUGA